UUCAGUAUUUAACGUUAAAUCACAUCACCUCGGAUUUCACAGAGCAGAGCAUCCCGUCCUCCUCCUUAUUUCUCUCUCUCCCACUUCUCUCCCUGCUACGCGGCCAUAUGUUUCAUGUCCCGAUUCUGACUUUUAUUCCCUCCCGCGCCUACUUUAUCUUCUCUUUUUCGCUUUGCUUGUCCUGGCAUUGUUUGUUUUGGUUUCUGUGUUCUUUGGUUGUUCCUUUAAAUUUUUCUGAAGUCUGAAGAAGCUAAAACAGUGCCCAUGUGCUUUUCUUUUGUUUGCUUUUGAGAACUGGAAGAAGAGAAGGAAAAGAGACUGAGUGUUUUGAGCCUCUUUCAUUACAAAACACUGAAGAGAUGACCAAAGAAGAUGACUUUAAGCUCCUCAAGAUCCAGACUUGUGUUCUCAAAGUGAACAUACACUGUGAUGGUUGUAAGCAGAAAGUAAAGAAACACCUUCAGAGGAUUGAAGGAGUUUACCAAGUAAACAUAGAUGCCGAGCAACAAAAAGUCACAGUUUCAGGUACUGUAGAUACCGCAACUUUGAUCAAGAAACUAGUCAGAGCUGGGAAACAUGCUGAGGUUUGGUCCCAAAAGUCCAAUCAAAAACAAAAUAACAACUGCAUCAAAGAUGACAAGAGCAAUAAAAGUCAAAAGCAAGGCUUGGUCAAGGGCCUCGAGGCCUUCAAGAACCAGCAGAAAUUCCCUGCAUUCAGCUCUGACGAAGAUGAUGACUAUCUUGAUGAUGAAGAAGAUGAUGAUGGGGAUGACCUCGGAUUUCUUGGACCUAGUCAACUGGGUCUUCUCAGGCAGCAUAUCAUGGAUGCAAACAAAGCAAAGAAAGGUAUCGGUGCCAUUCCUCCAGCUUCUAACAAUGGUAAUGAAAUGAAAAAUCUUGUAAAUGGGAAUGCUGGAAAGAAAGGAAACCCAAAUCAAAAUAUGGGAAUGAAGGUCAAUCCAGGGGGGAUAGAUCAGAAAACCAUGGCAGCAUUGCAAAUGAAAAACGCUCAAUUAGGUGGUGGAAACAUCAGUGCUGGGGAGGGCCAAAGGGGAAAUGACACUAGCACCGUGAUGAACCUUGCUGGUUUUCGUGGAAAUGAUGCUAAUGUCAGCAAUGCAGCAGCUGCUAUUGCUGCAUUAGGAGGUAAUCCCAACGGUCUAGGGUUGCAAGUUCAAUCCAAUAAUAUCGGGCAUCAAGGACCUUCUGCAGCAGCGGGAUUUCCGACUGGUGGAUAUCCCACAGGUCAGUACCCAUCAUCCAUGCUGAUGAACAUGACUGCAAAAAACCAUCCAGCAUCAAUGAUGAUGAACAUGCAAAACAGGAAUGGCAUGCAACAACCCCAGAUGAUGUAUCACAGGUCUCCCUAUAAUCCACCGAACACUGGUUAUUGCUACAACCCUGACCCUCAGCUAUCUCAACCGUACGCUGACCCUCAGCUAUCUCAACCGUACGCUGACCCUCAGCUAGCUCACCCCUUCGCUGACCCUCAGCUAGCUCACCCCUACGCUGACCCUCAGCUAGCUCACCCCUACGCUGAACAACCUAAUUAUAAUGGUGAUUGCUCUGCUGCAGCAUCAACAGAAAUGUUCAGUGAUGAGAGCACUAGCAGCUGUUCCAUAAUGUAAUGAAAGCAUGUAGAAAGAGUAAAAAACGAAUGGUGUGCUGACUUGAAUAAAUGUAAUGUUUAGGGGAGUUGGUUGCUCUCGUCAGUAUUCUCCGGUGGUGUGGUCUGGAGGAACAGGUCGGAUUGAGAUUUGAGAUGCAGGAUGACUCUGUAGUUAGUUCUGAAUCUUCUUUUUUUUAGCAGUGUAUCGUUUAGUCGUUAAGAUGUUUGUUUCUAAAUUAGUCGAGCUCUCUCUUGUUCUUUUAUUUGUUUGAAUGGUUUGUGGAUUGUGUAAGCCGCGCUACCAGCGAGUAAAUAAACAAAAGGGAGUGAAUUAUUGAGUAAAAUAUAAAUGUUGGUGUAUA
Populus euphratica (Euphrates poplar) is the source of this 1971-nucleotide messenger RNA. RefSeq lists its product as uncharacterized. The record is from RefSeq and is a predicted model, not a curated record. The coding region runs from base 360 to 1628 and encodes 422 amino acids. NCBI's taxonomy places the organism in Eukaryota, Viridiplantae, Streptophyta, Magnoliopsida, Malpighiales, Salicaceae. The transcript is spliced from 4 exons. Gene Ontology annotation, molecular function: metal ion binding.